AUGCCCAAAGAGGCUUUGGAAUGGUAUCAGCAAAAUUUGGAUCACAAUGUCCCAGGGGGCAAGCUCAAUAGGGGAAUUUCAGUAGUAGACACUGUCGAAAUUCUCAAAGGCUCUUCGUUGAAUGAUGAAGAGUACCAUAAAGCUGCCGUCUUGGGCUGGUGUGUAGAGCUGCUACAAGCUUACUUCUUGGUUGCGGAUGAUAUGAUGGACCAAUCUAUCACUCGUCGUGGGCAGCCAUGUUGGUACAGAGUGCCUGGUGUGGGAAGUAUCGCAAUCAAUGAUGCAUUCAUGCUCGAAGCUGCUAUUUAUCAUCUGUUGAAGAAGUAUUUCCGACCAGAACCAUAUUAUGUUGAUUUGAUUGAGCAUUUCCACGAGAGCACUUUCCAGACUGAACUAGGACAAUUGAUCGAUCUCCUUACAGCACCUGAAGACCACGUCGAUCUCUCCAAAUUCUCCCUUGAGAAAUACCAUCUCAUCGUGAUCUACAAAACCGCCUUUUAUUCGUUCUAUCUUCCUGUGGCCUUGGCCAUGCGUAUGAGCGGAGUGACAGAUCCCAAAGCAUACGAAACAGCACUUUCCGUGCUAAUACCUCUCGGAAAAUAUUUCCAAGUACAAGACGAUUUCUUGGACUGUUUUGGUCUACCUGAACAUAUCGGGAAAAUCGGGACGGAUAUCUUAGACAAUAAAUGCUCAUGGAAUAUCAACACCGCUCUUAAAGUCGCUACUCCGGAACAGCGUCAAAUCCUCGACGACAACUAUGGCAAAAAAGAUUCCACUUGUGAAGCACGUAUCAAAGCCGUCUACCACGAAUCUCCCAUUUCUCUUCCUGAACGAUUUGAAGUAUACGAGAAAGAAUCUUACGAACUCAUCACUGGUCUGAUCGCAUCGGUGGAUGAAAGUACAGGAGUGAAGAAAGAAGUAUUUUUAAGUUUCCUUCAUAAAGUUUAUAAACGUGAUAAGUAG
Messenger RNA from Tremella mesenterica DSM 1558, 963 nucleotides. RefSeq lists its product as uncharacterized. The record is from RefSeq and is a predicted model, not a curated record. The coding region runs from base 1 to 963 and encodes 320 amino acids. The transcript is spliced from 10 exons. Gene Ontology annotation, molecular function: dimethylallyltranstransferase activity; (2E,6E)-farnesyl diphosphate synthase activity. Gene Ontology annotation, cellular component: cytoplasm. Gene Ontology annotation, biological process: trans, trans-farnesyl diphosphate biosynthetic process. Lineage: Eukaryota; Fungi; Basidiomycota; Tremellomycetes; Tremellales; Tremellaceae.